Colossoma macropomum (tambaqui) is the source of this 1960-nucleotide messenger RNA. It is a transcript of the gene ntng1b, whose product is annotated as netrin-G1. The transcript has 6 exons. Gene Ontology annotation, molecular function: cell-cell adhesion mediator activity. The record is from RefSeq and is a predicted model, not a curated record. The coding region runs from base 8 to 1390 and encodes 460 amino acids. NCBI's taxonomy places the organism in Eukaryota, Metazoa, Chordata, Actinopteri, Characiformes, Serrasalmidae.
CUCAGCCAUGCAGCUGUUGCUGCUGUUAGCCGUGCGCUGUCUCUGGCUGAGCUGGGUCUGCGCCAUGCAGCACUACCCGGCCUCAUGGGGGCACUACGACGUGUGUAAGUCGCAGGUUUACACGGAGGACAGAUUGGCCUGGCAUUACAUGGCCUGCCAGCCUGAGGCCACCGACAUGACUAAAUACCUGAGAGUGAGCCUGGACCCCCCCAACAUCACCUGUGGAGACCCUCCGGAGAUGUACUGCGCUCUGGAGAACCCGUACAUGUGCAACAAUGAAUGUGACGCGGCCACGGAGGAGCUCGCCCACCCGCCUGAGCUGAUGUUCGACUUCGAGGGUCGAAACCCCACAACCUUCUGGCAGUCGACCUCGUGGAAGAAAUACCCGAAGCCCCUGCAGGUCAACAUCACCCUGUCCUGGAACAAAACCAUCGAGCUGACGGACGACAUCGUCAUAACCUUCGAAUCGGGCCGACCCGAGCAGAUGGUUCUGGAGAAGUCUCUGGAUUUCGGCAGGACGUGGCAACCGUACCAGUUCUACGCCACGGACUGCCUGGACGCCUUCACCAUGGAGCCAAAGGCGGUGCACGAACUGACACAGCGCACACUGCUGGACAUCAUCUGCACCGAGGACUACUCCCGAGGGUACGUGUGGAAAUACGACAAAACCGUUCGCUUCGAGAUUAAGGACCGCUUCGCCCUCUUCGCCGGACCACGGCUGCACAACAUGGCCUCUUUGUAUGGCCAACUGGACACCACCAAGAACCUGAGGGACUUCUUCACCCUCACUGACCUGCGGAUCCGGCUCCUACGGCCUGCUACAGGCGCCACGAUGGUGGACGAGAACAACCUGUCCAGAUACUUUUACGCCAUCUCGGACAUCAAAGUGCAGGGCAGGUGUAAGUGUAACCUCCACGCCAACAGCUGUGUGUUUGAGAAAGGAAAGCUGAGCUGUGAGUGUGAGCACAACACCACGGGGCCGGACUGCUCACGCUGUAAAAAACACUACCAGGGCCGAGCGUGGAGCAUGGGCUCCUACCUGCCCAUCCCUAAAGGCACCGCCAAUAUCUGUAUUCCAAGCAACCUUGGCACAGCAGUUCGACCAAAUGUUUCCUCUCUUGGAGUGGCCAAUCGAAACCAAGCUCGAGUCUGUGAUAACGUCCUCCUGCGCUGUCAGAACGGAGGUGUUUGUCACCAACACCAGCGCUGCCAGUGUCCAGCGGGUUUCUCUGGGGUUCUGUGCGAACGGGUCCAGUGCCAGGGUGAAUCCUGCCAGGAUCUUAACUCUGGCCAGGCCAGCCACAGCCUCCAGUCCAGUGGUCAGUUUCUGGUCAUUCUGCUGGUGUUUGUUUUCUCCAUGCUGGACACCUGGGAUCUAUCAUCACUCUGAGUAAAUAAAAGUGACGGUCAUCGUGAGCAGCAACAGUAAGAAUGAACUGAGAAUUGUGAGCCAUUUGGGUUGGUAUGCUGGUCUCGUUGGACUUUUAUACUGAGCCACCAGCCUCCACUGAGCCAGAAUGAUCAGCCAACUGACCUCUCCAAGCUUUGGCCACAAACAAGUUCUUUUAUAGCAACUGUUGUGAGGUUGGAUACGCUUUACAGACCACUGGUAAAAACCCCAUUCAAGCUGAUGAGAAACAAGUCUUUGUCAAAGAGCCUACAAUUUGAGUGCGCUAUUAAGGGUUAAUUGUGCUUUUAACAUUGUUAGCUGUCUAAGCCUCUUUAUCUCUCUCAGUCGCUGUCUCUGAGUAGCUUGACCUGCAACAUUUUUGUGUGUUUUCUGAUCUGCAAUGUGGGUGUAUAUACUGUACCAUGCAAAAGUCAGAGACCACCCUUUCUUUUAUUUUAUUUGUAAUCAAAACAGCCAUUUAUUACAAGGUAUUGAUCUUCAGAAGAAAUUUAUGAGGAUAUUAGAUAUAAGAUAAUCCACAAAGUGAAAAAAAAAACAGAAAAUCUGACU